This is a messenger RNA of Chelonoidis abingdonii (Abingdon island giant tortoise), 3225 nucleotides long. NCBI's taxonomy places the organism in Eukaryota, Metazoa, Chordata, Testudines, Testudinidae. The record is from RefSeq and is a predicted model, not a curated record.
GACAAAAAGAGUUAUUCCUGUCCUGUGUGUGAGAAGUCAUUUUCUGAAGAUCGACUUAUAAAAUCACAUAUCAAGACAAAUCACCCUGAGGUCUCAAUGAGCACCAUCUCAGAGAUUCUCGGCAGGAGGGUUCAGUUGAAAGGAUUAAUUGGAAAACGAGCUGUGAAAUGUCCCUAUUGUGAUUUCUAUUUUAUGAAGAAUGGAUCAGACCUUCAGCGUCAUAUUUGGGCUCAUGAAGGUGUCAAACCAUUCAAAUGUUCUCUUUGCGAAUAUGCCACUCGCAGCAAGAGUAAUCUGAAAGCUCAUAUGAAUCGCCACACCACUGAGAAAACGCACCUGUGUGAUAUGUGUGGAAAAAAGUUCAAAUCAAAAGGCACGUUGAAGAGUCAUAAACUCCUCCAUACUGCUGAUGGAAAGCAGUUUAAAUGUACAGUUUGUGACUAUACUGCAGCCCAAAAGCCACAGCUCCUACGUCACAUGGAACAACAUGUCUCUUUCAAGCCUUUCCGUUGUGCACACUGCCAUUAUUCCUGCAAUAUAUCUGGCUCCCUGAAGAGGCAUUACAACAGGAAGCAUCCUAAUGAAGAGUAUGUUAAUGUUGGUACUGGUGAACUUGCUGCAGAAGCCCUUAUCCAACAAGGUGGCAUUAAAUGUCCAGUUUGCAGUUUUGUGUAUGGUACAAAAUGGGAGUUCAACAGACAUCUUAAGAACAAGCAUGGCCUGAAAUUAGUGGAACAUGAUGGGGAAGCAAAGUGGGAGCUAACAACUGAAAUUUCUGAGGAAUCAUCCACUCAGUAUCUGCACAUCACAGAGGCUGAAGACGUUCAAGGAACUCAAGCUGCUGUAGCUGCAUUACAAGACCUAAGAUAUACCUCAGAGAAUGGUGAAAGACUUGAUUCCACUGCUGUAAACAUCCUUCAGCAAAUCAUUGAGUUGGGGUCAGAGACCCAUGAUGCUGCUGCUGUUGCUUCUGUAGUUACCAUGGCACCUGGAACUGUUACAGUGGUAAAGCAGGUGAAAGAAGAGGAGCAAUCAGCCAAUCAUACUGUAAUGAUUCAAGAAACUUUGCAGCAGGCAUCAGUGGAGCUGGCUGAACAGCAUCACCUGGUAGUCUCAUCAGAUGAAGUGGAAGGAAUUGAGACAGUGACAGUAUACACACAGGGUGGAGAGGCCUCUGAGUUUAUAGUUUAUGUGCAGGAAGCUAUGCAGCCCAUAGAAGAACAGACAGUGGAACAAUCUGUUCAGGAAAUCUAGAAAAAAUAUUUGUAGGCAAUGGCUAAACAGUACUGCUGAAGCCAAACUCUGAAUUUUCAAUGAUCAGGCUGCCGGCAUUUUGCCAAUAGGUAACACAUUCUGUACAAUGAGCUUCAUAUAGGCUGCUGAAAAACGCUCAUGUUUUUAUACUUUCAAGAGGAAAUAUUCUGACACUUCUAAAAAUGUAUUUAAAUUAUAUCCUGCAAAUCCUCAGAAAUAUAGUUGGUGAGUUCAAAGCCAUUUACCCUCAGGGUAACAAAACAAUAUCUAUGUCAUCUUGCUACAAAACGUAAGCCAGAAUGCACAAGAAAAGUGGGCUGAUAGAGACUUUGGAUAGCUUCCUAGGAAAACUUCCAGGUUUUGGUUUUUUUUAUUUGAUACCUGCCUUUAGUAUCAUAUGCACUUCAAGAAGAUUGUACAUCUAAACUCAGCCACAUGGAUUUAGAGGUCAUUCAACCCUUUCACUGGGAUUUUUUCAGCACCUUUUAUCUUUCAAGGGUGUUCUUUUCCCCACUCAUGUUUACUCAGCUAUGAAUUGUCAAAGAAAGAAGAGCGUUAUGUGUACAGUAAUGUUCCUAUUCUAGAUCCUAGAUGUGAAAUUACAACAUACAAGCCUGUGAACCUGCAAACAUUUCCACGUGUUUAACUCUAUUCAGGUGAGUAGUCCCCUUCAAGUCAAUGGGACUACUCACAUGCAUAAAGCUAACCAUCUGCUCACGUGUUUGCAGAAUCAGGGCCUAAAUAACCUUAAAAAACGCAGUACACACCUGAAAAGCAGUUGUCUGAAUUGUUGUCUCUGCUGAAUUAGUGCAGAUUUGGCGUAAUGAUUUAUUUUCAGCCACAAACUGGGAUUUUUCUUUUCCUCCUUGAGCCUGAUGCAUUGUUUCAAGAAAUGAAAAUUAUACUGUCUUUCAAAGCAACAGUAAUCAAAUGAGAAAUACAAAAACGGUUUGCAUGGUUUGGAUUCUGUAACAUUCUAGAUGACUUUAAUCCCCCUGCUGUGCUGUGCCUUCCCUUAAGUAUGGGGUGGGGGAGGGGACACAGCAAUGAGGUAGAGCUGUGGCACCUGUAAUAAUUCUGCGCCAUAUUGUCCUCCCUUUGCUCACUUUGACUAGUGCCUUACUUCUUGAGUAAUCCCAUUUAUUUCAUUGGAGACUAAGCCUGAGUGAGGGUGGCUGAAUAUUGGCCUUGGUAACAAUAAAGAGCUCGUGUCUGAUAGCAGGAUACAACAUAAUUAUGGAACUGUAUAAAAAAGCAUUAAAGGGGCAUAAUAAAUUCUGAAAUGUUGGUUAAAUGGGAAAAUAAACCACUCCCACCUUCCAGAUAUACUAGAAAUAAAACCGCUAACAAAAUUAGACUCCAAUCUUAUAAAUAUGUAGGCACAUGCUUCACUUCCAUCUGAAUACUCUCACUGAAGUAAAUGAGACCACUCAUAUGUAAUGCAUAUGCUUACGUGUUUGUAGGAUUGUGGCCCUGGCAAUCAAAUUGAAAGCCGUGAGCUGUAAUCAGAAGGAUGUCACAGACUGACACUGGUAUAUGCAUGUGAGAUGAUGCUUUGGUACUGUGAGGUACUGCCAGCAAUAUACAUUAAUUCUGGAUGGCAGUGAACUGGUUAUGAUUUAAAUACUUGGAGAAUAGGAACUAUGAUCAUCUCCUUGAAUAAUGACUGUAAAGUACCAUGCAGUGAAACCAAACCCCUGUGUCAACGCAAUGAAACAUUGUUUCAUUUUGUUUUAAAUGUAUAUGCCAUAAAAGAUUUUUGUUAAUAUGUAUUAAAAUAGACAUGUUUGUAAAUAUACUGCUAUGAUGGUGUAAAAGAACUUGUACAAAAAUUAUGAAAUGUAUGUAUACUGGAAGAGUUUAAAGAUUCUUAGCUACUGCCUGUACAUAGCUUCAGAUUUUCAGCUUGGUCCUUGCAGUUAUUUCUGAUCAAAUGUUUUUGUAUCUAAGCUAUAAAAACUAUUAAUAAUG